This is a messenger RNA of Brachypodium distachyon (stiff brome), 612 nucleotides long. RefSeq names its product BTB/POZ and MATH domain-containing protein 1. Lineage: Eukaryota; Viridiplantae; Streptophyta; Magnoliopsida; Poales; Poaceae. Gene Ontology annotation, biological process: protein ubiquitination. The record is from RefSeq and is a predicted model, not a curated record. The coding region runs from base 210 to 563 and encodes 117 amino acids. Gene Ontology annotation, molecular function: protein binding. The transcript has a single exon.
UUUUCUGUAUUUGUGAUCUCAGAAAGCGAUUACAUAUAAUAGGAAACAAUAGACAAUUUAAGUAAGACUUUUGAUUCAAUACACCCCCCCGCUCCUCUUACCAAAAACACAAGGAUAAUCUUUACUUUUGAUGUCGGCGGGGAGACAUUCGCCGCGCAUCGGUGCAUACUCGCCCAUCAUCGGUCUUCAAGGUAGAGCUGCUCGGCCCAAUGAGGGAGAAGACAGCAGCCAACGUUCAGAUUGACGACAUGGAAGCCAAAGUGUUCAAAGCUCUGCUCCACUUCAUCUACACCGACUCGCUGCUUGAGAUGGAAGAAGAGGACAUCUCCGUGAUGGCUCAGCAUUUGCUUGUUGCAGCAGACAGGUACAACUUGGAGAGGCUCAAGUUGCUAUGCGAAGAAAAGCUGUGCAGUCUCAUCAACACAAGCACAGCAGCGACUACGUUGGCGCUGGCUGAACAGCAUGGCUGGGGCACGCUAAAUAAGUCUUGCUUCAUGUUCCUCGCUUCUCUUGGCAACCUAAAGGCAGUCAUGGCCAGCGAAGGCUUUCAGCACCUAGAUUAGGGACAGUUGCCCCUCUAUUCUAGAGGAGCUGGUGGCUAAUCUUGCACCA